AUGAAAGCAGACAGUUCUAGUACAUCAUAAACAGCUGCACCCUUCGGCGAUUCAAGUGCUUAGCAACUUAACUAGAAAAAAAGAACAUACUCGGAGUUCAGCGAAAACCUCAAGGAAGAUAAUCCUAACUAAGAUAGUGUAACCAUAUUAUCAAAUGAACUUAUUUUAUCUUAGGAUAGAAAAAGAAGAAAGUAACUGGCUCCAUCGAAAAUAGAUGAAGAAAAAAAUUAGCAAGUUGAGCUCAGGAAUUUUACUUAGAAUCACAAAGCAGCUGGGAAUAAUAAUAAUUUAUAGGGCCCAACUAGCAAUGCUCCAGUGACUCAAGUUAAAUCAUUUAAGUCCUUCAAGGAAAAGAAACUUUAGUAACAACAGCCUUCUUUUGGAGCAGAAAGUUUAAAUCAAGGUGGGCAGAAAAACGAAACUCAGCUUUAGAUGGAAUCUCAAGGAGGACAUACAUAGUCAUUUUAUCAGGAAUCUUAGCAUCCAGAUCUGAAAGAUGACGAAGAUGAUGAUAUGGAUAUUGACCCAGAAGUCAGAGUGAAUACCAAUUUUAACAAGAUGAAUUAACAGUAGAAAAAGGGGUAAAUGAUGAAUAACAUGAAUCUUAAUAAGAAAUUUGAUGAAAAUUUGAAUUUAAAAUCUAUUAAUGACAUUGAUAAGUCGCUAUUAAGUGAUUGGUCAUUGAAAACCUCCAUUGAGAUAAGUUGCAUUUUAAGUAAUUCAACUGAUAAGGUAGAUAUUAGCUUCAGCAAGAUUUAAAAAUAUCUGCAAUACUAUGUCUACUCAACUGACUAAAAACUUAGUGGUUUCGAUAAUUUUGUUGAUAAGGAGUAAUAGAAAACACAGUAGAAGGUCUAAUGGUUAAGAUCAUUAAGAGAUGCUUAUAAGAAAUUCCUUGCAUCUGCUAGCGAGGAUGGAUCUAUAAGAGGAGUAGAAAUGCCGUUUUUCUAUGUGAGAAACAAUAAUUUCAUGGCUUUAUUUAAAAUUAAAGAGGGCAGACCAAUGGCUAUUCUAAAUCCUUCAAAAACUAAUAUAAUUAAAACUGUUGUGAAUAUAAGCCAUGAUGACGACGAGGAAAGAGAGUAAUAGGAGAAUUUAAGAAAACAAAAAGAGAAGGAAGAAGAAUCAGAUGAUGACUUGAUUAACGAUUAAGAUAGAUUGACUUAUUUAUUAGAGAAUAAUGAGGAAAAUUAGCACUUUAACUUUGCUCCGAAGAACUAGUCAUAGCUCUACUACUUUGAUAACAAGGCAGUGAACUCAAUAUACAAUAUUCUAUCGAAUUUUAUAGCAAAUCAAAUGGAUGCUUAGCUAUAUUCAUACUAAGGUGCCUCUAACUCAGCUAUGGCUUAAAUCAUAGCACCUUCCCCCUUUAUAAACUGCACCUACAAUGAAGGACAGCUUUUUUAUAGUGGAAAUGUAACAUACGCCAACAAGUAGAGCAGAUAUCAAAUGAAACUCUUUGGAGUAUUCUUUCCAGUUAACCUAACAAGUAUGAUUUAAGUUAUUAAGAGUCAGAUAAAAGCAAGCAGUAUGACUGUACAAAGUGUAAACUCAGCUGUCUAAGAUAAGACAACUUAAUAAAGCACAGAUAAAGAAAUUGAGGUGUAGAUGAGAAGCGAUGAUUAAUCUAAGUUAUUUUCAUAUAAAAAAUGCAUUAGGAUGAUAAAACUGAGUACAGGAGGACAAAAUCAGCAGCAAACAUUGCCAAAUAAUGGUGGUAAUCAUCUCUAUAAAAUAAUGUUUGACUGA
Molecule: messenger RNA, 1749 nt
Organism: Stylonychia lemnae
Lineage: Eukaryota; Ciliophora; Spirotrichea; Sporadotrichida; Oxytrichidae
Source: the annotation of a GenBank genome assembly